Messenger RNA from Ilex paraguariensis (yerba mate), 744 nucleotides. NCBI's taxonomy places the organism in Eukaryota, Viridiplantae, Streptophyta, Magnoliopsida, Aquifoliales, Aquifoliaceae. The record is from the annotation of a GenBank genome assembly.
UUUCGUAAAAGAUCAUUCAUGUCAUUUGGACUUUAAAUUUAAUUCCAAAAAUCUAACUUUACUGCUUUCAUUCAUGUUGGCUUCAGCAGGUUAUCUUCUCACUAUGUUGGCUUCACUAUGUUGGGUGACUGUGUGGUGGCCUAUGUGGUGAAGGGCAGUCAGAGAGAGGCUAAAGCGGAGGCAUGAGGAGGAGACGUGGCGGUUGAGGGUCGUGGAGAGGAGAUGGGGAUGGAUCUCAACCCAGUAUUUGUGUCGAGUCUGUCGACAACGUCAGUGGGGGACACCAUACUUCUCAUUCUUGCCUUGUGUUUCCAUUCGGUUUUUGAGAGUAUUGCUGUUGGAGUAGCAGAUCAGUUUGCUAGCUACUUAACUUUGACUGUUUUCCAUGUGCAUUCGGCUGUUGGAGUAGCAGAUCAGUUUGCUAGCUACUUAACUUUGACUGUUUUCCAUGUGCAUUCGGCUGUUGGAGUAGCAGGCGAAUGCAUGGAGAAACCUGUGGACAAUCAAUAUCCUUGCACAAGAUCCUUCGCAGCCAUAGCCAUGGGGAUUGCACUGCUGAGAAUGAUGCCAAAGAGGCCGUUUCUAUCAACAGCUUCUUACUCUUUCGCAUUUGCCAUUUCAAGCCCUGUGGGAGUGGGAAUAGGCAUCGCCAUUGACUCCACGACUCAAGGCCGUACAGCUGAUUGGAUUAAUGCCAUCUCAAUGGGACAUGCCUAUGGUGUUUUUCGUCUAUGUUGCUGUUAA